AUGGUGGCUCCGGCCUCUACGGGCGGGAUUUCGACAGGCGUACAGCCUCCAGCGAACCGUCAGCCCACUCGAUCGUCGAGCACCCACCCGUCGCAUUCUCACAAUGUACCCUUGAGCGCUCGAAGGUCGGCACCCCUCGACCUAUCUACGGUCGAACGACGAGGACAGCCCAAUGCUCCUCGAGAGCCCAGCAAACGAAUCCGACCCCAUGGCUUACAGGAAGCUCCGACGUUCCGUCCGACAGAGGAAGAAUUCAAGGAUCCCUUGGAAUACAUCCGCAAGAUAGCGCCCGAGGGCAAGAAAUAUGGGAUCUGCAGGAUCAUUCCGCCAGAGAAUUGGCAGCCGCCGUUUGCGAUUGACACAGAGCGAUUUCACUUCAAGACACGUCGGCAGGAGCUCAACUCGGUUGAAGGAGGUAUGCCCCCGCGUUCAGCCACCUUCGCUGCCGGUGCAACUCCGCAGCCUAGUUCUGACCCGGACUCAGGAACCCGUGCAAACUUGAAUUAUCUUGACCAGCUGGCCAAGUUUCACAAGCAACAUGGCACCAACCUGAACCGAUUCCCUAGCGUGGAUAAGCGUCCCUUGGACCUAUAUAAGCUCAAGAAGGCCGUCGAAAUACGUGGUGGGUUCGAUCAAGUCUGUAAAAUGAAGAAAUGGGCAGAGAUCGGGCGUGAUCUUGGGUACAGCGGCAAGAUCAUGUCCUCACUGUCGACCUCGCUCAAGAAUUCGUAUCAGAGAUGGCUUCAGCCUUACGAGGAAUACCUCCGUGUGGUCAAACCGGGAGUGCAGCAGCAGCUGGAGCUAGAACAUGGUGGUCCAUACACACCGUCUCCGAACCAGUCGCCUAUGGCGAAGAAGCCCGUCUUGUACGACCACACCACACCGUCCACUACGCCGCAAGCUCCUCCGGGUAUUCCGGCCACUGGUGGUCCCCAUGGCACUCCAAAGGAAAUCGAAGCCACUCCUGAUAAACCCACCCCUCCGGCCGAAUCUGCAGCCCCUCGGCCUGUUACGUCCGGCUUCACUCCUGUCAAUGCCGGUGGCGGCGGUUUUACUGCUGUCAAUCGGUCUCCAUCCUUCGUCGCCGUGAAUAGCGGCCCAGUUGUCAAGAAAGAGACUGAGACUGGCUCGCUUACGCCGCAAAGCGUUGCUGAACACCCUCAAAGUUCGACACCUGUCACCAACGGCAAUGGUGGCCAUCCCAUGAAACGUGCCAUCAGUCAUGAAAGUGGCUCCCCGACUGAAGGUGGGGAAACGGACGCAAGUGGGCGAAGAAGCAAGCGCCUUCGAAAGGGUAAGCAUGUGUUUUCUCAACAUUCCUCGUGGCUCGAUAUGUCUGACGUUCUCCUAGAUGCACCACCACCUACCGUCGCGGGUUCACACAUGAGCCUCCUCCGUCCUGCUCCGCCUCGGGCACGCAAAAGCGACAGUCGGAAGAUCGGCGAUAAAUGCGAAGUUUGUGGCAAGUCCGAGGAUCGACCUUCGAUACUUGUGUGCGAUAGUUGCGACCAGGGUUACCAUAGAAACUGUCUUGAUCCUCCCCUGACGAAUAUCCCCGAGUAUGACUGGCACUGCCCCAAGUGCCUGGUCGGCACAGGCGAGUUCGGGUUUGAAGAAGGCGGAGUCUACUCGCUCAAGCAGUUCCAGGAGAAAGCAAACACCUUCAAGAAGAAUUAUUUCGCCUCCAAAAUGCCUUUUGACCCGGUGCUGAAUACUCACCGGCGGGAGUCUGAGGAUGACGUGGAACGCGAAUUUUGGAGACUGGUCGAGAGCUUAACUGAAACCGUUGAGGUUGAGUAUGGCGCUGACAUCCAUUCGACCACACACGGCAGUGGCUUUCCCACAAUUGAACGCAAUCCCCUUGAUCCCUAUUCAACAGACCCUUGGAACUUGAAUGUCCUUCCUUUCCACGGCGAUUCACUUUUCCGUCAUAUAAAGUCGGACAUCUCCGGUAUGACAGUUCCUUGGGUCUACGUGGGCAUGUGUUUUUCGACAUUUUGCUGGCACAACGAAGAUCACUAUGCCUACUCGGCCAAUUAUCAGCAUUUCGGCGCAACAAAAACUUGGUACGGUAUCCCUGGAUCCGACGCAGAAGCAUUCGAAGAGGCAAUGCGCCAAGCAGUUCCAGAGCUUUUCGAAAGUCAGCCUGAUCUACUUUUCCAACUCGUCACUCUGAUGCCACCCGAUCAGCUGAAAAAGGCCGGAGUAAAUGUAUACGCUCUAGAUCAACGAGCUGGGCAAUUUGUCAUCACCUUCCCCAAGGCAUAUCAUGCUGGUUUCAAUCACGGAUUCAACUUCAAUGAAGCCGUGAACUUCGCCCCUGCGGAUUGGGAGCCUUGGGGCGCAAUGGGCGUUGAAAGACUCCAGGCUUUCCGCCGCCACCCGUGCUUCUCCCACGAUGAACUGCUUCUGACAGCAGCCGCUCGGGAUACUUCGAUUACGACGGCCAAAUGGCUAGCUCCGGCUCUUCAACGGACAUGUCACCGAGAGGUUGCAGAGAGGGCAGCAUUCAUCCACCGGCAUCGUGAAAUAGCACCGCACAACUGCGCGCUUGGUUCAUUGGACUCCUCGGCUUCUGGUGAAUGCCAACUGAAGUUUGUGAUUGAGGAAGAAGAUCUUCCAGAAGAUGACUACCAGUGUCAGUAUUGCAAGGCGUAUACAUAUCUGACGCAGUUUCGCUGUCACAAGUCCGGCAAGACAGUGUGCCUGCUGCAUACGGAGACUUUUGAUUGCUGUGGAGACUCGUCCUCUCAGCGGCUGUUAGGCCCAGACCAUACGCUGCGUUACAGAAUGAGUGAUGACACACUGAAAGCCGUCGUGCAGAAGGUCCAGGAGCGUGCCAGGAUCCCAGAAGCGUGGGGGGAGAAGCUUGACAAGGUUCUGGAAAAUGAGCCGAAACCCCAACUGAAGGUCCUUCAUAGCCUACUAAGCGAAGGUGAGAAAAUCCCAUACCACCUGCAUGGUCUCCAAGAUCUCGCGGCCUUCGUCCAGCGCUGCGAUAAGUGGGUUGAAGAAGCAAACAACUACAUCACCCGGAAGCAGCAAAACCGGAGGAAAAACGAGAAGGCUUGGCGCAAGAGUACUUCUAAGGCCGCGCAGCUGGAGGAACGUGAUCGUGAAGUUCGCAGGAUAGAAAACAUGUACGCCCUUCUUGCAGAGGCUGAUAAACUUUCCUUCGACUGUCCACAGAUGGCGGCUCUGGAAGAGAAAACCCGCGAGAUCGAGAAAUUCCGCCAGGACGUUAACGUUGCCCUUAUGAACCCCCAUAUACGGUCGAUCCAGGAAGUGGAAGAGUUGGUGGAAUCGGCUCGCAAUUUCAAUGUGGAAAUACCCGAAGUGGAAGGAUUGGAGCAUAUUCUUCGACAAAUGAGGUGGAAUGAUGAAGCGCGUCGCAAGCGUGAUCAGUACAUGACGCUCAAGGAAUGUCAAGAACUUGUCCAGGCCGGCGAACAAUUGGGACUCUCCGAAACCAACGAACAUCUCAGUCACUUCAAGGAGUUGUGCCGGCACGGUGAGACUUGGGAAGCGAAAGCGAAGGAGUUGAUGUCCGUAGAAUCCGUUCACUAUCAACAACUCGAAGCCUUGUCUGCACAGGCGCUACGCUUCCCCGUCUCUCCGGAAACCCUCUCGGCCGUCGACGCGAUAUUGACCAAACAGCGUGAAGCGCAGAAGAAAAUACAGAAUCUAUACGAGCGGAGCAAGGAUCCAGAUUUCAGAAAGCGUCCGAAGUAUAAAGAAGUCCGUGAACUGAUGGAUUCGCUGGAAGCAUUGAAUAGCCGGCCCACGGGGGCAAUUGACCUGGAGCGUGAGCAAAAGCGCCACGAAGAUUGGAUGCGAAAGGGGAAAAAAUUAUUCGGGAAAGCCAACGCCCCUUUGCACAUCUUGAAAUCUCACAUGGAGUAUGUGGAAAAGAGGAAUUCAUAUUGCUUCGAUUUGGAAGAUCGCUGCCGGCCACCUGUGGAACCCUCAUCUCGAAAUAACACCCCCGACGGUCUUUUGGAGAACCACACCGCGACAACCAGCAGCAGCAUGUGGGGUGGUGGGAAGUCUCGAAAGCGGGAUGUCUUCUGCAUUUGCAGACAUUCCGAGGCUGGGAUGAUGAUUGAAUGUGAGGUCUGCCAUGAGUGGUAUCACGGUAAAUGCUUAAAGAUCGCAAGGGGAAAAGUCAAGGAGUUUGACAAGUAUACUUGUCCCAUCUGUGACUGGCGCCAGAAGAUUCCCCGAGAUGCUGCUCGCCCCAAGCUCGAGGAUCUCCAGGAUUGGCAGGCCGAAAUCCCAAGUCUCCCUUUUCAGCCUGACGAGGAACAAGUCUUGGAGAAUAUCAUCAACCAAGCAACUACCUUCCGUGAUUUUAUACAGAGUUUUACCAAUGCGGCUUGCACGACGACGGAAGAGGUGCCUACGUUAAUUUUCUACCUGCGCAAGAUCGAGGGCGCAGAAGUGUUGUUGGCAUAUGAGACGAAUUUUUUCCGCCAAGAGAUCCAUAAAUGGGCACCUGUUGCUCCGGAACCGCCACCAAUACUGGAGCAGUCCCUGUCGACACGCAAACCACGCCCGACAAAGCAGCAGAAAAUAAUGGCGCAGUUGGGCGUUGAGCGUCCGGAAGAUCUUCCUCCUCAUUUGCGUACCAAGCAACCAAACCAUGCGAAGAGAAAGUCUCUCGAAUCGCAAACCCCUCGACCGGCAACACUGCAGCGUACAUCUCAUACUCCAUGUGAAGACUCCAAUCGCACCGGCCCAGCGUUGACUCCGAUGACGGAAGCACAAAAUCCCCCGUAUCCUUUCUCUGCCAAUUACUCUCUUCCUGCUAGCGACUCUACUCCGGCAUUUGCACCCGGAGCGUCUGCAUUCCUGCCGCAUGUUUCAGCCCACUCGCCUUCAUUCCCUCCGCGAUCUCCAUCGCCGCAUCAUGGGCUCGACAGCGCUCUGUUCAGCUCUCCUCGGUUUAACCGAGAUCCUACCGAGGGUCCUCCAGUAGUUGACGUUGACAAUCAGGACCCCUUUAACAGUAGUCCUCGACAAAAUCUGGAUGAUGUUUUCGCAGAUUUGACGAACCAAGAUGCGGAGCCCGAGCCAGAACCGGAGCCUAUGGAGAACACGCAUGCUAACGAAGCAUUGGAGGCACUCGAUGCAAGUAACGGCGGGGACCACUCUGACGCUAUGCAAGACGACAACUCUCCUGAUACUGGAGUAAAUGGUGACAUGAACGGUCAAGCCGACGCAGAGAACACGACAGAGAGUUCUUGA
This is a messenger RNA of Aspergillus fumigatus Af293, 5247 nucleotides long. NCBI's taxonomy places the organism in Eukaryota, Fungi, Ascomycota, Eurotiomycetes, Eurotiales, Aspergillaceae. The record is from RefSeq and is a predicted model, not a curated record.